AUGAGCAACCAACCCAUGGAGGGAGACAUAGGUGAUAGUAAUGACAACGAUUCUAAUAGUACUAUAUCUGCCACGACAACAUCUGGUGUAGAUACUCCCGGUAACAGUAGCCUCACUUCUACUAAUACAAACAGGAACGGGUCCCUCAUAAGCAUCAGCAAUAGUAAUAGUAACGAAAGCAACGCUACCGACAUUGCUCUGCUGAAAAAAUCUUUAAAAAUUGAUAGUAACAUUCCUAACACACUUCAAUUGAGUUCCAACCCCCAACUUUCUAGUGGCAGUUUUAAUAUCACAAACAGUAUUACUGAUUCUUCAGCCACAGACAACGUUACUAGCACUGAUUUGAUAUCUAAUAUCGGGAUAUCACAGCCGUUUCUUUCUCCUACAGACACUGAAAACACUGAAAUAAUCAUCAAAUCUGAAUAUAAUACAAACCCAAAUUCUCCAUUGGCUUCCACUACGAGUAUUGACUUUAUUAAUAACAAAUUCAAUAAAACACCAAUCUCGAAAUCUACAAAUAUAAGCCCAACUAAACUUCAAAACUUUAAUUCAAAUUUGAACUUGAAAAAAAAUAUUGACCAUAAAAAAAUUCAUAUCGUUUCAAAUAAAAACAAUAAUCAAACCGGAAAUACAAGUAAUUUGAUUAUUGUUAAAUCUCAAAUGGAUCAAGUACUUUCUAACCAAUUAAGUAACAACAAUAGUAACUCCAAUUCGAAUAGUUCCUCCUAUAACAUCCACAAUGUUUUAGUGAAAAAUGAAAAUUUGACUAUGAAUGUACAAGAUAGUGGAGAUGGAAAUAAUGAUUUGAAUGAUUCUAAUGAUAAUAUGACUACGGAUUAUGAAAACUUGAAUGAUAAUGACAAUGAUAAUGAAAAUGAAAAUGAAAAUGAUCAAGAUCAACAUAUUAAUAUAAAUAAAGCGACAGAUACCAUCAUAAUGGGUCUUGCAUCGGAUGAUAUACGAUUAAUAAUGCCAACCAAGAUGGAGACUACAGAAAAGGGUAGUUUUAAAAGAAGCACGUUUGCAUGUGUUAGAUGCCAUUCAUUAAAACAAAAAUGUUUACCAUCUGAUUUUAAUGACAUUUAUAGGAAACCUUGCAAAAGAUGUUUAAAGACAAAUAGGCUAUGCAAAUUUGACUUGUCCAAACGAACAAGGAAAAGAAAAUCGAAAAAAACUAGUUCCACAGAUUUAAGAAUAAAACAGACCAAUGAAUCUCAAUGUUCUACUCCAACUUCACCCUCUCAUUCUACCUCGAUACAUCCUAAUCCACCUCAAUUGCAAAUGGCAUCUCAUUUGUUGUCACUUGCCCCAAAUCAAAAACAAAAUGAUCCUCAAAUACAAGUAUCAACAGAAUCACAAUCUAAGGCACAAGAACAAGCUCGUAUUCAAUUACAAGUACAAUUACAACAAAGACAAUUGCAACAACAGCCAUCAAUUCCUACUGGUCAAUCAUACAUGCCAUCAAUCUACAGCAGCAAUACUAAUUUAUCUACCUCCGUCUCAAAUAAUGGGCUGCCUGCUGCAAUGAUAAACCCUACAAGCAAUUCAACAUCUCAACCAUUAACUACUCCAAUCCAACAAAUAUUAUUACCGCAACAACUAAAUUCACCAAAACAAUCUCAAGUACCACAAACUACUGCACAACACAACAUUCAAUAUCAAUUGCAAAAUCAAAUUCCACUACAAGUACAAAUACAGAAUCAAAUUCCAAAUCAAUUGCCCUCUCAACAACAACAAAUACAGUAUCAAAAUCAAAAUCUAAUUGAGUCUCAAACUUCACAAACAUCCACUAUCUCAAUGUCCCAAAAUUCAAGUAAUUUGCCUGGAUUACAACAAAGUUUACCAAAUAUUUGGGAAAAUGUCAAAUCGACCUCUGAUGAAAAUUUAAUAAAUUAUAAUUCUACAGAUAGCAACAAUAAUAUAACACCAUCUAAUAAUAUCGACCAAAAUGAUAAUUUAAAAAAUCAAUCAAACUUGAUUUCUAAUCCAAUCACGAAAAUUAUAAACUUGAAUUUACAAUCUGCCUCAUCCAACAUUACAACUUCUCCAAAUCCCUCUGUGUCAUCUGACACACUAGUAUUACCUACUGUAAAUAGAACAUCUAUAUCCUAUAUUCCUACAGCAAGUAACAUAAUGCCAUCUAUGAAUUCCACAAUAUCUCCAGGAACACAACAUUCUUCAUCUUUGAAAAAACAACUACAGUCUUUAUUAGCCUACCAGAAAGGUAAAGUUCACGAUAUUUCAAAAAAACUGGAUAGUAUGUGUAAACAAGGGAAUGAAAUUUUAGAAAAUACAGUAUAUUCGCCAGAAAUUUUGGAUCCAAUUUCUAUUGGGAUUAUUUCAGUUAAAGAGGCUGAGAAAAGAUUUGAAAUUUAUAAAAAUGACUUAUCUGUUAAUGGCAACCUACCUUUUGUUAAAUUAUCAAGUACUACUACUAUUGAUUCCUUAAGGAGGGAAAAUCCUGUAUUUUUAUCAGUAUUGCUUUGGUGUACAUCUGUUGUUAUGACAACCGAGGACACGACAUUAAACACAAAUAUGAAAUUAGGAGGUCUUGUAAUGCAUCUCUUAACUCAUCAAAUUUUCAGAAUUAAUGAAAAGUCAAUAAAUCUCAUCCAGUCAUUGCUAACUCUAGGGCUGUGGUAUAAUUUUCCUGAAUGGUCCAACAAGACCAGAUACCAUAUCUUUAAUUAUAUCUGUUGUUGUCUAACAAAAGAUUUGGGUCCAACAAAUGUAAAUCGUUCUUUUGCAAUGUUUUCUGAGGAAGAUCCAUUAAAACUUGGACGCAAAUAUAAAACACCUUUAGAACGCCAUGAGAAUGGUGCACGUCUUACAUUAUUGACAUAUAUUUCUGCUCUAAAUAUUUCAAUUUUUCUUCGUCAGUCAAUCCAGUAUCGUUGGUCAGAUUUAACUAAAGGUGCAAUUAGUGCCUUAAUUAAUCAUAAAUACACAAAUGAUUCUAAUAUUGAUCUAUACACUCAGGAAGAAGAUAGAUUUUUAAUUCUGCUCUCAAAAUUGAAUCAUGUAUUAGAAAAGAUUCAUAUUUAUUUACACCAGAUGGCUAAAGCUGCAGAGGAUGAAGAUGAUCCAGAAUUCACAGAACGUCAUAUUUCAAAUUUAAUUGGGAACUACAAAUCACAAUUAGAUGAUAUUAGAAGUCAAUUGCCAGAUGAUAAUUACAGAAUUUUAUCUUUCUACUAUUCUGUUGAAGCGUAUUUAUACCAAUAUACUUUAGCAGACUAUUACAAGAAAAUUAAAUUCCAAACUGAAGUUUCUAUAAUGCCUAAUAAUGUCCUAGAAUCGUUUAUUAGAUGCUGUAAAUGUUGCACUUUAUCCUUAGAAUCCUUUAUUAAGGUUCCAAUUAGAUCGGUAGCAUCAUUGCCAAUUUUCCAUAUGUCUAGAAUCAUUUAUACUGUGGGUAUGCUACUGCUGAAAUUGAAAUAUUUGAGUGAUACAUGCUUACAUUUCAAACAUUUGAGAAAUUAUACAAAUGGUGUCUUAGAACUAGUAAAUAAAGUCUCCAAAAAACUGGAAGAAACUUCAAAUGUUUAUCAAUUUAAUAAUUAUCUCUAUAGACUACAAUAUGUUGUUGCUCUUUUUGCUCAAACCUAUGCUAAUAAGGUAUCUGCUACUUUUAAUAAGAACAUCUCUGACACUGUGACUGAUUCUACGCUAACAACAUCAUCUACUUAUAAGAGAAAGUUAAAGGAACAUGAUAAAAACAGACAUAAAAUUCCUAAAUCGAAAAAACAACAGCUACAAGAUCGACAUCAUCAAAAGCAACUACCACAACAACUACAACAAGAUAUUACUGAAAGUAAUAGCAACACUCUAAGCAGUUCAAAGAUAAAUACUACUGAUUUUUCAUCAAAACCGUAUCGAUAUAACAAGGUAAUCCAUAAUAGUGAUCACAAUCAGAAUCCACAUAAUCAAAAUUUUAAUGAUAGGUUUAACACGGUUCAUCAAAGCAAAUCAUUAAGUCAAUUACCCAUUGAUAUGAAUGGUAGGGUUUCGGAUAAUAACAAUAACAACAAUAUUAUAAAUAUUUCCAGCUAUACAGAGUUAUCAAGUAUGACAAAUAGUGUACCAAAUUUUAUACAAAAUAGAAACUUGACUAAUCCAAAUCCAAAUGAUUUCAACAAUGUUCUCCCACUCUACGUCCAAAGUAAUUUGUCAUCUAGCAUGAAUCCGUCACCCUCGACAUCUGCUGACAAUUUAAAUGAAUAUUUGACAGAUAUCGAUUCCUUAGUGACAGGGUUUAACGCAUUAAACGAUGAAUUUUGGACAGAUAUAUUUAUCAAUGAUUCCUAA
Molecule: messenger RNA, 4308 nt
Organism: Henningerozyma blattae CBS 6284
Lineage: Eukaryota; Fungi; Ascomycota; Saccharomycetes; Saccharomycetales; Saccharomycetaceae
Exons: 1
Coding region: 1-4308 (1435 amino acids)
Biological process (GO): regulation of DNA-templated transcription
Cellular component (GO): nucleus
Molecular function (GO): transcription cis-regulatory region binding; DNA-binding transcription factor activity, RNA polymerase II-specific; zinc ion binding
Source: RefSeq, a predicted model, not a curated record